This is a messenger RNA of Mugil cephalus (flathead mullet), 2315 nucleotides long. Its product is annotated as interferon-induced protein with tetratricopeptide repeats 2-like. NCBI's taxonomy places the organism in Eukaryota, Metazoa, Chordata, Actinopteri, Mugiliformes, Mugilidae. Gene Ontology annotation, biological process: defense response to virus. Gene Ontology annotation, cellular component: cytosol. Bases 178 to 1572 code for a protein of 464 amino acids. The record is from RefSeq and is a predicted model, not a curated record. Gene Ontology annotation, molecular function: protein binding. The transcript has 2 exons.
CCUCGAACUUCCUGCCUGGUGUUUUUGUUUUUUUCUUCUUCUUUCUUUGCCAGAUUGACUCAGAUCUUGUUCUUUCAUUGAUCUUUCUUUCAUUCGGCUUCUAAAAAAGUCUGAAGCCUUGAUCUGUUCGUGUGCAUCUUGGUGGUCAGCGCUGCAUCAAAAGAAAAACCCGUCUGGAUGCAGAUGAGCUCUACAACAACAGACAGAGACGAUACUAUUGACAGGAAGAGCUGGAUGAUGAGUGCUGCUGAGACUAAGUCGACCCUGGAGUCCAGACUAGACGCCCUGCAGAGCCACUUCACCUGGGACCUGGUCUUUGGAAAGUCCAUCCUUGUCCGUCUCAGGGACACGCUGAAGGACAUCGGCACCGAUGAAAGGAACUACUGGCUGGGUCAUGUUUACAACCUGCAGGGGUUCGUCCACUAUCACAUGGGAUUAGUUGAAGAGGCCCGGAGUUUCCUCAGCAAGGCCACCGAGGCUUUCCAUCAGAUUAGGAAGGGGGACUCAGAUGAUGGUCCCUGGUUGUUGGUGAACUAUGGGAACCUGGCUUGGCUGCACCACUACCUGGGUGAGGAGGAGGAGAGUGAGUCUUACCUGUCAAAGGUGGACGGCCUCAUGAAGGAGUACCCAUCUCCAUCCGAGGACGAGCUCCACCCAGAGGUCUACGCUGAAAAGGCCUGGACCCUGCUGCACUUUGACAAAGACGAGAAGAAACAAGCUGCAGAUUAUUUCCAGAGAGCCAUCAGGAUGCAGCCGGACAUGGUGGAGUGGCAGACCAGCUACGUCCUGGGGUUGUUGAACGCCUCCAAGCACGAGACAAGCUUGAGCGCCGACCUCUUGGAGAAACUACGAGCAGCAAAUGAGAAGGAUCCAGAGAACAUGUACCUCUCUGUUCAAUGUCUCGAACAAAAGGCAAAGGAAAGCGAAGACAUAGAGGAGAUAAAGGAUGAAGCUCGUGAGCUGGCUGAAAAGAUUUUAAUGAAUCCUGUUGGCAGCUACAGUGGCAUGAAAGCAAUACUGAGGCUCUACAAGAAACAUUUCUCCUACGAUGACGCCAUUAUUCUGGCAGAGGAGGCUCUGAGGAAGCAUCCAGACAAUCGCUACCUGAAGAGGUGUGCAGCGCUCUGCUACAAAUGGAAGAUCAUUUAUGAGAAGGACACACUCCCAAGGAAAAGCAUGAUGGACAGAACCAUCGAUCUCCACAAGGACCUGAUCUCACUUUACCCCGACUCUGCUCUGGUGAAGAAGAUCGACCUCGCCAGCAUCUAUGCCAAAUCAAGUGAGGGUCUGCGCAACGCGGAGCAGAUCUACCAGGAGCUGCUGGAGGAGGAGAUGGAGCCCUUAGAGAAGCAGAUGCUCUACAACCGCUACUCCAAAUACUUGACCUUCGACCUGUACGAGCAAAGCAAGUCGAUAGAUUACCUCAUGAAGUCAGCAGAGAUACCUCACCAGAGCUUCUUCCGUGAGAACAGCAUCAAAGACUUGGAGAGUAUCCUGAGACGAGGAAAGAGCCGACGGUGCAGCGAGAUAAAGGAGUUUCUGAAAAACCUGCAGGACUGUAACCCGGUUUGAACUUUUAAUGGAACCAUCCCAAACAAAGGCUUUGCACUAUGUAAAUAAACUGUAUACUUGCAUUAACGCCUGAUUAUGGAAGAAUAAAUGGGAUGUUUGUAGUAAGUUGAGUUUUAGAUGAAAAUGUUGAGUUUCGGCUUUUGUUUUAGAUCCAAACGUCCAGUUAAUAUUUUAAAUAGAUAUCUAAAAGUCUGUUUCUUUUCUUCUUUUUUUUUUUUAACUUAACUUUAACUCUUUGUUUCUUGAAGACGUUUCUCAAUCAACCUUAUCCAGGGCCGAUAUUUGCCUAAGAACAAUCAGAUGCUUCACCCACCCAGUGUUUGUGAAUUAGCUUCCAGGUUAUCACAGGUGUGUCGUUCUCUGUCCAGUCAGAUCAGUUAAAUAUCAUCAGAUAUUAAAGAACAAUUUAAAGCCUCAGCACUUGUCUGAAUACUAAUAACAGAUAAUUUACUAAUUUUUAAAUUUCCAAAAGUUCCUGAAGAUAUCUAAUGUUAUCUGAAUCUAAAUAUCUUAAUUAAUAUUAAAAUCAUAUAAAUCUAAAUUUAAAUCUACAACCCAAUAAAAUGUGAACAAAGUGAAAAGGUGUGAAGUAGCUGUAUGAUUCCCUGUGACCUGGACCACAGUCAGUGCGUUUACACGCAGAGUUUAAUGGAGCUUUGCUCUAAACUCUACUUUCUGACUACAGUCCUUGUCCCAGUUUACAUGCAGCGCAAGAAAAUAUAAUAACUGUCCUCCUCCACACU